Iphiclides podalirius (scarce swallowtail) is the source of this 6654-nucleotide messenger RNA. The record is from the annotation of a GenBank genome assembly. Lineage: Eukaryota; Metazoa; Arthropoda; Insecta; Lepidoptera; Papilionidae.
AUGCGCUAUUCAAUUUAUGUGAAGAUCCCGCGCUUCCUGAAGAAGUCUCCCUUCCGCAAGUGGGGAAAGAAGCGGGACACUGAUGCUGAAAAGAAAGGGUGGCAGAGAAUCAGCGAGGAGACACCAGCGCCGACCACCAGCAAGGCUGCCGAUAAAGUGAUUCAACCGCCGGAGAACAAGGAGCACCCUCCGCGACCGGGCACACCAAGGCCGGUCUGUCCACCGCCGCCUAUCCGCCGAAAGGCAAGAUCCCUGCUCAGGACAAGCUUCUUGCCUGAGCGUUCCGCGUCUGAAGACUCGAUAAGCAGCAGAGUCCAACUCCUGCACAGUCAAGAUGUGGACAGUCCCUUUCGCGGCGCCUCAAAGAGCGCCUACAGCGGCUUACAGCCCCGGAGACAGUCACUCGAAAGCGUUGUGACUAAUGUAAAGUGUCCAACGCCGCCAUCGCUUAUCCCACGCGACCGCUAUGAGAACUUCAGCCAAUGGAGGUCUGUGUCGUCUGAUAGCGAAGAUAGCUUGACAGGACAAACACAGGCCAUUUUCGAAAGCUACACAAAGUUACAAGAAGCCUAUGGGGAUGAGGACUCCUCCGAAGCAGAAACAAUAGAAGACGAGUACAGUGACCAGCCGCCGAGAAAGAUCUGUAGGAUUCCGAAAUCGUGUCUAAGUAAUAAUCCAAUACCCACACACACAAGUUUGCCUGAGGGGGCUAACACACAGGCUCAAGCGGGCACAUCGAAGCAGGAGCCUUGUAUCCCAGCUGAGCGCCGUCAAGGACGUACACGGCAGCGGACACUCAAGUUACGUCAGCGUUGUGCUUCCGAAGCUCCAAGACGUAGCCCUAGCAGAAUAUACAGCAGUUUAGAGUACAGCCCUGACAUUAGUAAACCGGGCCCUUCCUCAUCAUGUGAUUAUACUCGACCCAGAAGCCUAUCACUCGACAGUGUUAGAAUUCAUCCACUGUACCCGUCACCUCUCUCACUCUACGACCCCACUUACUGUUCGCACCGACGGACAGUUGAUUGGGAAUCACUAUCAGAGGACAGCGAUUGCUUCAGACGGUACCCACCGAGGCAAACAAUUUUCGAAGAUUACACAGAGUGCCCGCCCGAUACCGGUCUAGCACAACCAACGAAAAUGAACGCCGUGGAAGAACACGAGCGAAAAAUCAUUAUAGAGUUUUGCCACCUAUUAGAGAAAUCGAAGCAGCUGUUCAACAGCUUGAGCCUGCGCACGAGUGAGACUGGAUAUCUCAUAGAGGCGUUCGCAUUCUACUCGGCAAUUCGCGGUCGUAGCUACUACACUCAGGCUUGCAAAGAAGACAAGUGCGAACUAAUGGUCAAGAAGCUUCGCUAUUACGCCCGCUACAUAGUGGUGUGCCUGCUUCUUAAGAAGCUGAAUCUCGUUCAGGACCUGAUUAAGGAACUGGACAGGCAGAUCAUUGCGUAUGGCAACGCAUACGAUCCCGACGACCAGAUUGAGUGGACGGUCGUCAUGGAUGAAGUGAAGGCUUUCAUCGUAGCCGAGUCCGUCGUGACCGUACUCCAUCCGGAAAACUACCCGAUAAUACUCUCGCACAGGCUGAAUAUCCUCACCAUACCACCACCGGAAAGACUCACGGCGACAUCCAUUACGUUGCUGGAAGCGGUAAUAGUAGGCAGCAUCACACAUCAAGUAAAGUUCUCCGAACUGACAAUAGACAUGUUUAGACUCUUGCAAGCCGUGGAGUGGGAACCUACCGGCGAGAUGCCGCAUAUUUACAAUGAAUCACCGCGGCCGCGCUUUUCAUCUAUACAGAAGAGUAAAGGGUACAUCCCGGAGCAUGGUGGGCGUCGCGAGAACCCUCACAAGUACCUGCUCUACAAGCCAUCUGCAGCGCAAAUCCUGGUGUAUCUGGCCAGUGGUUGCUACGACCUGCCACCGAAUGGAGCCCUGCUCUUUUACAUCUCCGCCGACUCCCUUAUCGUGCCAACUUCGAAACAUACAGAAGAAGGCGGUUACGACGUUGGCGGCCUCGCCACCAACGUCAAGUCCGACUUGUAUAGGGAGAGGGAGCGCGAAAAAGAGAGGGACAGGGAACGAGAACGGGACAGGGAACACUCCCGCGAGCGGAAGACAAACCAGCCGAAGAUUAAGGAGCCGCAAUGCAUCUACCCCGGCGACCUGUGCCCGUUCACCAGAUCGCCGCUUUUCGUCAUCGUGGACUCCGACAACUCGUUCGUGUUCCAGAACAUACCGCGCCACUUCGGACAGCCGCUGGUGGUGCUUAUGUCACCGCUCGAUCUCCCAAGCUUAUUCCCGAGAGACCACAGGAAGGAGGGCAGUCUGUUCACACUUUUCCUCCAUUCGCCGUUGUCUGCUUUCUGCUACUGCUGUGACAUUAAGACCACGUCACUAAUUCAGUGGGAGCGCGCCCAAGCCUACGUCGAAGCCUUCCUCAUAGAGGCAUCCCAGAUUAUGACGAGACAUCGGGUCGACCCGGCGUUCCUUGCGUUCAUGGCGGAUGACUUUUUGCGUCUACUGGUGCUGCGCUAUCUAUUCUGCGAGGUGGCCCUGCGGCUGCACCGCAACUUCCGCAACAAGUCCCACCUGCCGCGCUCGUCGCCGAGCCUCCCCGAAGAGCUGCUUGGCCACCCGGCGCUGGUGCACAUCGUCAUGGAUCUGGUUGCUCACCUCCAGGUCGCUCGUAGCUCGGACAUUUUGGACGUCAAUCAAUUUGCCGAUAAAGAGAGCGAUUUGCCAUCAGUGCCCCUAAAAACAUAUCAAUGGGAGGACCUGCGAAGAGCACGUGAGGCUGGAGGCUACCCGUGGACUCAUUUUCUCAAACCACCAUUGGAGGGAGAAAUAACUGCCGAAGACAUUAUCAGAUCAACAACUCCCAGAAGAAGCAUGUCUCGUGAAUUUUCUACAUCCCGUACACAUUCACCAAGUGACGGAGAAGCACAAAGAAUCUUAAACCUAGACUCUUCUCCAGGAAGUAGCAGAAAACACGGUGAAGAGGGCGAGGACGAAGGAGUACAUGUGCCAAAUUUUUCUAAAGAAAUCUCUUUAGAUUCAGAAGAUCUCCCAUUAAAUCAGCCAACAGAAUCCAGUAUACCAAAUAGUCAAAAGAGCUCACAUCUAGUAAAGCCUGUUGAAUUACCAAAGAGUGUAUCUCCAAAAGGUAUACUAAAACGCCGAGCACACGAACAACAAUAUAACAUUGGGGUUACAGAAACAAGAGAAAAAACAAAAUGCUGUCAUCCACUAGUAAACAAAAUAAAACACCUAGCUGAUAAAACUCUACAUAAAUUGGAGAGGAACGAUAGUGAAAAGUCGCCGCAAUCAAAAAGGAAAAAAAAUGGGGAUACACAGGAAAUAAGGCAACUAAAAUCUUCUCCUGGAGCUGUUCGAAGGCAAAAGUUUAGUGCAAUCAAAUUAGGAGAUUCCGAUGAAAUGAGCAAAACAUUGAGCAUCGAUACACCACCACCAAGAAAAAAGAAAGACCACAUUUAUGAAGAUAUUGAAGAAGCGAAAUCCCAGAAUGAGAAACAACACGUAGAAAAAGAUAUAAAUGAUACAGAAAGAGAAAAGGUUAAUGUAAAUAAAGAGAAUGAUAGUCUCGCAGAAAAAAAAUCUAAUGCCUCACAAGACCCCAGUUUAGUCGUAGAAGAUACAAAUGAUCGUAAUGAAAAUAUCAUGGGAAAGUUACAUAAAAAAGAUAUAGAAAAAACGAAAGAAAUUAUACAGAAUGAAUUGGACAUCGAUGAACCCAAUUUAGAUGAAAUCUUCCAAGAACAAUUGGAAGGAAACGUUCCAGUCAAUGACUCUCCCAAUAUUACUAUCACGGAAAUCACAGAGGAUAACCCAGAAAAUAAUAUUGAACAAUCUAAAGCUAUACCUAUUGAAUCAUCACCUAGUCCCAGUCCUUGUGAAUUUCAACAGAAACAAAACGACGUUGAAAUCGUGGAUAACGAAUGGUCUAAGCCCAGCAGUGAUCACGAGUAUGAAAUAAUAGAAAAACCGCCCCCAAAUAUAAUCUAUACUGCUCCAAGUAUAGACGAGGGACCAAAAAUGGUUAAAACUGAUGAUGAGCUAUCGAGCACUACUUCAUUAGAACGAAAAUUUUUACAACAUGCAUCGGAUGAAGAGGAGCAAAUUAAUGGAAAAGAAAACGAGGAAAAUAAUGAAGAAAUUCUUAACGCCGAAUCUCUACAAAAGUGUAUAGAGGAACGUUUUUUCGUUAACACACCUUCUACAGUAUCUAGAACUGAGUGUGAAAUAAUUAGACCAUCCAGAGCCAAACGAAAGAAGAAAGAAACAGAAUCAAUUAAAUACAUUGAUGAUAGUGUCAACGCGAGUAUACAGUUUAGCGAAGUUGAUUUGGGACUUCCUGAGAAUCAAGUCGAGGGGCAGCAGACCGAGCUAAACAUUUCCGAUGAAGCUGCUGAAUCAAUAAACUUUCAUCCUGAGUUUAUAACAUCUACUGAUCUACGAUCAAUUAACGAAUAUGCAAAUGAUGAAGUCAUUGAAUAUCCGGAAAGUACACCCGUUGUGUCCAAAACGUUACCAAUGCCUCCGAAACGAAAGAAAAAGUUCAGCAGAAAAGAUCUGAAACAUUCUUCGUUGAAUGACUUCAAGACUAUAACGCCGACAGAACUAUGGGAUGGGCAGCACGACCGAGAUGAUAUAAUUGUGUACCGGACGGAGCACGAAUACAUAGUGCCACAGUCAGAGACCACAGCCACAGAAAGAAGCCCCGUACCGCCUCGUAGGAAUCGUUCUAGAAGCUCUCGUGGUACGUCACUUUGCGAUGACGAUCGAACGUCUCACGGUGCUGAGUCUCUGAUACUAGAUACUCACUUCCCACCAACAGAGGGCACUAGCGUGCACAGAGAAGCAAGACAAGAAAGCCCCGGGUACGCCACAGUAGAUAAAGGACCCUACGCACCCAGCAAAGCUGCCAGGCGAUCCAAAAGCAAAACUCCACCAGUGCGUCGUCGCAAGAGCAAUAGCUCCGAAAGAAAGUAUUACACAGUCGGGCCAGGUAAAAGGACGACGCCGGAUCGGCCGUCGAGGAAAAAAUCUUCCACUAGUUUAAUGACGUUGGAUAGUUUCACUAAGCGCUCUAUUAGUGGUGAUAUGUCUCAAUACGUGGAAAUCGACAAAAACCCGUCCAAAAAUAUUCACAAAGGUUUGAUUUCGGGAGAAGUGGUGAAAAAAAUGAAAGAUAGACCUUUACCACCCCCACCCAGACCCCCUAGAGGACCAAAGAGAAAAAAAAAGUUUGAUGAAGAAUCCUUCGAACCAAUUUCAACAGAGCUCAUAGCACCCUUUGAUACUUUUUCUCGGCACACUCCAGAACUACUUGCGACAGACGAUGUAGUAGAAAUAGAGGUUUCAACGCAAACAGAUCCACUUCCCGAUGAUAUAGAUUUUGAGUAUGGUCUGGAUGAAAACCUUGACAUAUCUAUGUCCAGCUCGCUAAAAGAUAUUAUUGAUGAAGAAUCAAUGAUUGGUAGAUCAAGAAGAAAAAUUUCAGAGAGCUCCCGUUUUUCACGAACUGCUUCAAGAUCAGAAAAAUCUUUGAAACUAUCAGAUCCUAAAAUAUCCGAGUUAUCGAAGUCAAAUAUCGAUAGAUCAUCACCAACUGUCAUUUUGGUCGAGAAACGUGUGUCAAGCCCAACAAAAAUUAAUGAACGUGAAGAAAUGUUAACUGAAGCAUCAUUAACUGUCCAACACAUAGAUAUAGACGAGUCAAAAGUUCCAGAGGUACCUCCUCUACCAAAAUCUAAAGGUCUAAAUGAAACCACUGUUUUAACUGAAAUUACUUCACCAAGCGAAGAACAAACACUCGAGAGGGUAUCUGAUGGAUCUAAAGACGUACAGCUAGAUAACUUAGUCACUCAACGACUUCAGGUGAAAGAUCUAGAUGUAGGUAGGCUUAACGUUUCCGAGCUGCAAGCCAGUAAAAUUUUAGUCUCUGACAUAGAGGGUAUGACGUUACAAGUCAGCGAGCUUGAUUCAAAAUCUGGUCACAUUUCUGUAAGUGGUAUUGAGUUUUCACAAUCAGUAAUAGAUGAAAUUGUUAAGAAAUUCGCGGAGAUAUCGACAAGCAGCUUACAAGGUACAAAUGCGAGUCAAGAAGUUGUUGAUGUACCAAGACCAAUUAGUAGAGAGGAGCAUACUCAAACAGAAGAGAUGCAGACCGAGAAUGCGGACUUUACUUUACCGACAUCUUUCCGCCCUCCCUCGAUCCAUGAUAGACCGCUCACCUCCACCCACGAUCCUCAACAGCAGUCUCCACCACCACCAGUGCGGAGAGUAAAGAGGAAACCAGCUGCCGCACCCGCCAGUGACUCCAGCUCAGACAAAGAUAAGCUACGUCCCUCACCUAGGCGGAUGCCGCACCCAGGGAAACAGCACGAGCCAACAGUUACAGAAACCGGGGCGCAAUUUCUACGCGCGUGUCAAAACUCCAUCACUAGGACUAUAAGAAAUAUUUUCAACGCUUUCAUGUCGUACAUCCACGGCCACGAAGAUAAGAAGGACGUACAGAUGGCGCUGGUAAUAUUUUUGGUGUUGAUCGCUGGCUUAAUUAUGUUCGGCCUCAGCGACAGUCGCACGGUGCACCAUCAUCAUUGGGAAUUCUUUAAUCCACCGGACGGUAAUCAG